AUACAGCAUAAGUCUUCACAAUAAUUAGCAAGGAACAAGGAUUUCGACCAAUAGCGUUACGUCGUGCCAAUGUUUGAAAUGUUAGACAGGACAGGCGGUUGAAUAGAAACACCGUUGUUUACAACAAUUUCAUCAUAAAGGCUCUGCUUGGGCAACGGCGAAGAAUGUCCGCCACACAAGGAUCACCUAUUAAAGGAGUCGGUGCACCUGUGAGGACACCCCUCCGAGAUGUACAGAAUGAACUUGCCCCCAGGCAACAGACCCACAAGUUCAAAUCAGUCAUGUCUGAAAGCACCACACCUGGAAAAAAGGGUCACAUCACAAGUUGCCACACAGCGCCACGAUAUAUUGAGGAUCAUGUUGAUGAGAUGCAGAAGACCCGUUGUGAGUCUACCUAUGAAACUUCAAAUACGGACUCUUCUAGUGGCUCUCCAGACGACCCGGGAGACAUAACAUACAAGUCGUUUGUGUGUUUAGGAGGAGAAAUCCAGCUCUCUGAUACAUUAAAUGCAGCAGAUGUCACUCAGGGCAUUCCACUGGACAGCAACAGUCAUUCCACAUGUGUUGACGGUGAACUUGCAGAGGGAAGUUUUCAGAGCUUUCAUGAUGGCGAGCCCCAUUUUGAUCAUCCAUACUAUCAGGCAGAGAGAGGCAUGAUUUCAUCCAGCGAUGUCUCUGCUGUCACUCCGAAUGUCACAGACAUGUCUGCUUUUCCAGACAACCUGUCUGCAUCACAUCUUCCUGUUCCACACCAGAGUACCACAGACAUUGGUGACAUUACAUUCAAGUCGUAUGACUGUUCUGGAGUGCAGAUUGAGGUGUUGGGUACCCCUGACAAAACCUCUGAGCUUUCAGCUUUUUUCAAGAAUUUAUCAGUGCAGGACUGUCAAGCUCUUUCACAGAGCACUGUCAGUUUUGAUGGAAGUGAAGAGGUGUUGCUUAGAAGCAUCCAGCAUGCAGAUCAUCCAUAUUGCAAUGCGGAAAAGAACACGAUUAGGGAGCCUGCUGAGAUGUCUCAUGAUGUAGACCAAGCAUUGGAAGAAGACCUUGUUUUUCAGAUGCAUUCCCAAAGCCAUGUAGAGAGCUUGCUUCAAGUUGAAGAGGCAAAUACCGAUGCAGGUUCAAGUAAUGGACAGAUUGAAGACAUUACAUUCAAAUCCUUUAUCUGUAUGGGAGGGGAGGUUGAGGUUUUGGAAGAUGCCUCCAUACUAUCAGAAAAAUCUGCUGUCAUCAUGGAGGAAAAGAUACAGGAAAACAGUCAACUAUCUGUCAAUGUCACCAUACAUGAAGAGGAGACCAGUGCUGCUGUGCUACCUGGAGAAGGCCAUGUUGAUCAUCCAUACUCUGAAAUCCAGAGGCCUUUUGCUAGUGAUGUCACCGUCACUAACACAUCGUCGGAGAUCCUUGUCGGUUCAGAGAGGAGAGUGGAUGAAGACAGCAGUGGCGCUCAGUUCAAUUGUACGAAUGACAAAAUGACUUCGGUGCACGGAGAGGACAGUGCAGUGCUUUCAUAUGACCGAGACUCCAGUAGCUGCACUGAUGAUGUAUGCACAAAGGGUUCUACACCUGUCCCUGAAGACAAUGUGAUGACGGCAUCGUCUGCAGGCUCCCAGCAUGUACCACCAGAGAGGAGCAGCGGUGGCCUGGACAGCGCUCUGGGCUCGUCUGAAAACCCCCUUCAGACAUCUGAGAGCGAACCAGAGGAGAUGCGGCGGGACAGCCCACAGCCUGUGCUGGGGGAGCUUCCGUUUGUCCACUCCCAGCAGCUCUCCGCCCCCUCCACCCCGAAAGUCUCCUUCUUAUGCAGGAGCAUCCUGCUGGACCCUCAAGCCGACGAGCAGGACAGCCGCCUCUGGGCCGGCGCUCUGGACAGCCCCCUGCCGCCUCCGCAGCUCAACUCCACCGCCCUGCCCUCCAGCCUCACCUGCAUGUCCGUUCCUCCGUCUCCCCCUGGCCAGGCCCUGCCUGCGACUCCAGAGGCACCCGUGGCUGCAGUGGUGCGCACAGCUCCUCAUCUGGACCCAGCGGCCGCCCAGGCAGCCCUGCUCGGGUACGGCCCACUGCAGGAGCAGCUGAGGCAGAUGGCGGAGCUGCUCAUCGCGGCAUCGGGGAACAUGGCCCCUCGGCCUGCGGUGGUGGAGUACCAGCAUGCCGUGGCGGCCACCACGCCGGUCAAGCAGCAGAGUGUGUCAGUGUGUACGUCGCCAAUGCAGUGUAUGGAGCGCAGCAUGAACACGUCGGUCCAGCCGGUGGUGGAGGUGCUUGUGUCAGAUGCCAGUACCACCACAGACUCCUUGCUAUGGAGUUUGUCCACUCUGAGCUCUGGCGGUUUGGAGGCUCUCCCGAGAGCUGAGUUGGAGCAGAGGCUGACCUCCUACGUCAUCAUGUCAGAGGCUCUGCUGCAGCAGCUGGCCUCUGCCCGGGCCCAGGCCCCCAACUCCGGCCCACCACCCUCCGACAUGCGCAACCAACUCAUCCAGACAGACCACACUGAGCUCAGCCAGAUGGAAACCUAUAAAGACCUGUAUGUUAUCGCCUUGGACAAGAUUAAGAGUCUUCAGCAGGAUCUACAGGAUCUUCAGAACUUGCGGCACAACAUGCAAGCCAUGUUAUCCAACAUGACGGCCGUGAAGACAGAUGCUGAGGACACUUUGGCCUCCAUGAAGGAAAUUGGUGAUCUUGUCACUGCAGAUCAGAAGGACAUGUCGAGACAGGUGUCUCAGAUGAGGUCCCUCUAUGGGAAGUGUCGGGAGACCCUGAGGAAGAUGCAGCAGAAGACCAGAGACUGCCUUCAGCAGAGGGAUGACAUGAGACAGAACAUGGAGGAGGCCCUGCAGGACAAACAGGCGGCCUUCAGUGUGGUGGAGCAGCUGCGGGCUCACUGUGCGUCUCAGCUGGCCGAACUGGAGGAGAGUGUGGGCUCGCACCAGCAGCUCCUGGAGGCCCUCAGACGCUCCUGCCCCCUGCAGGCUUCAUUUAACAACGCUUACGUGGAGACUCUCAGUGAGGCCAAGGAGCUUUUGAAGGUCAAGUUGGAGGACCAUGCCAGUUUGCAGGAGGAGCUGGGGCGGGCGCGGUCCCUCCUGCAGAGGACCAGGCCAGUGCUGCAGCAGCUGCACCAGAGGGCCUCCGCCGCGCAGGAGCAGAGCGAGCGUGACCGGGCCGAGAGGGAGCAGGCCCUAGAGGACAGAGCCCAGAUCCAACAGGAACUGGAGCAAGAACAAGCAAGUCUUCAGGAUGCAGAGCAACAGAUUGUAGAUUUAAACACUCAGUUGACUAUCUUGAAUGCAGAGAUGGGGGUUCUGCGGCAGCAGAUUGCGGAGGUGGAGGAGGAGCGCGACCAGUUGCAGCGGCGCAGCACGGAGCUCUCGGCCACAGUCACCUCCACCCUAGCUUCCUACGCCUUCCUGGAGCAGGCCCUGGGCAGCGAGACCCAGAAAAUGCAGCAGUCUAACCACGAAGCCCAGGAAGCCAGAGAAAAAGCCAGUGGUCUAGAGCAGGCUCUGGAGGCAUCCCAGCGGCAGGUGCUGGAGCUGACCGAGGCCCUGGCCCAGAGGGACGGCCUGGUGAGUGAGCUCUGUGCCCAGGCCGAGAGCCACACUACCCAGCUGCGCCGGCUGCACAAGCUCGAAGCCGAACUGUCCAGCUCCAAGGAGAUGAACGAGUUCCUGCAGAUGGAGAACGAGUUGACGCGGGAGCAGAUGUCAGAGAGUGAGGGGAUGCUGCGCACCCACCUGCAGGGCCUCAGGGAGAGGAACCUGGAGUGUGAGGAUCUCAAGCUGGCCCUCUCCCAGCUCAGGCAGGAGCGGGACGCUCUGCAGGAGGAGCUGUCCAGCAGCACCACCCGAGCCCAGGCCAUGCUGCUGGAGCAGGGGGAGCAGCUGACCAUGGCCACCAACCACGUCACCAUGCUGCAGCAUCAGGUGCUAUGCUUCAACAGCACCCUGGAGCUCGCCCUCUCCGCCACGGCAUCAGAACCCUCUAUGGAGGACGAGGCUCCAGAGCAGCCAGCCUCAUUUGUGGACUCCAUCAUGAAGGCCAUGACCCAUGAGGAGGACGAGGAACAGGAGCAGGCUAACAAGACGUCUGAGGACACAGAAGUGGAGGAUGGCCAUGCUGAUGGAUUGAGCAGUACACACAGUGCCUUCUCCCGUGUGCCGGCUACUACGCCCAGAAAACGCCAAGAUCAGGAGAGCUCUGUUGUGCAGGCGGUGACCAAGCUGUCUGAGAUGUUCACUAAGCUCACCACCACCCUCCAGCAGUUCCAGCAGCACCAGGACACAGAGCAGGAGCAGCUCCAUAGAGCCAAGGAGGAGCUGCAGGAGGAGCUGCGCGAGGAGGCCCACAGGCACCAGCAGGAGGAGCAAGAGCUGCGGGAGCAGCUGCAGCGGCUGCAGGCCCAGCUGGAGAAGGACGCCACCGCCCUGCAGCAGAAGGCCCAGGAUGAGAAGACACUGAACAAGUUGUGCGGUGAGAUGGACAAGAACCUGGAGCAGGCCCAGAAACACAGAGCAGAGAACAUCGAGUUGCGGAGGGAAGGGGCGGAGUUGCGGCGGGCGCUGCAUCAGUCUCAAGUGGAGGCUCACGUUCUGAAGGAAGAGCUGAACCGAGCCAUUGGCCAAUCGGCUUCAAGCACCAAGGCCAUGGAUGAGAGGAUCCGCCUUCUUAAAAAGGUGGAGAAGCUGAAGCAGAGUUUGGCUGAGGUGGAGGAGUCCAGGUCCAAGCUUAUGGAGAGAGCAAAGAGACAUCAAACGGUCCACAUGAUGAACCAGAACAAGCUGGAGCGAGAGCUGCAUCUCCUGGACGACAUGAUCGAGACCGUCAGGAAGACUUUGUCCUCUGUGCCGCAUGUGGUGAAGAGCUGUGCGGAACUGCAGAAACUGUUGGAGUUUCUUGGAUGAAGAUGUACAUAAUAGGGUCAUUUUUUUGAUAGUGUUAACAUUUUUUACAUAAAUAUUAGAGAAAUAAAUAAAGUUGUUCUA
Alosa sapidissima (American shad) is the source of this 4982-nucleotide messenger RNA. RefSeq names its product sperm associated antigen 5 (gene spag5). The transcript has 26 exons. The coding region runs from base 165 to 4901 and encodes 1578 amino acids. Lineage: Eukaryota; Metazoa; Chordata; Actinopteri; Clupeiformes; Clupeidae. Gene Ontology annotation, biological process: regulation of attachment of spindle microtubules to kinetochore; cell division. The record is from RefSeq and is a predicted model, not a curated record.